CAGCCGAGCGGCAUCCGCACACCCUGCUAGCCUAGGAGCGCAUCGAGGGAGCCCGCUCAAGCUGAAGCGCUGCACGAGCUGUGUCUUCCUUCUCUCCGCCGCCAAUGCGGGCAGGAUGCGAGCAAAAGACCCGGCAAAGAGGGCGCCGAGGGGGCGCAGCCGGGGCGCUGGGCGGACCCAGAGGGGACAUGGAGAGGAACGCGGAAGGUGCCCUCUGCGGUGGGCAUUACUAUUUCCACCAUCCUCAUGAUGGAUCUGGAAUCCACGGGGGUCCCCUGCCCAGGAUCGUGCAGCCUGUGGAAGGCAGCAGGCGCCGGGAUGCCGAAUGAAUUGAAUGAGCUUCUCGGGGAUUCCCUGAGCUUGGUGAACGGAGAGCCCACCCUGACGGUCAGGCCUAACCCCACCGCCAAUAACAGAGCAGCCCUAGGUGGAAGUGGGCUGCCUGUGCCUGGCACUGGGAGCGGCAGAGGCGGCUGCCGCUGUGGAAGUAGCGCCCGCAGUGCCAAGCUCCUGUGCCUGGGAGGACGCGGGCACUGGGCGACCUGCAGUCGGGGCUGCCCCCAGGCAGGCCUCCCGGGCUUUCUCACAGCGCGGCUCGCGGGAAACGACGCUGCCCUAUGGCACAGUGAAGUAAGGCGAUGGCUGCUCUCAGCCAGAGGCGGGGCUGGGGGAGGGGGCCAGAGAUGCCCCGGGAGCCCCUGGACCCUCUGGAGGGUCGGGUGGGGGAGGGGAGAUCUCUGUCUUGACCACGCACUUGUAACCCAUUCUUGGCACACCGGGAUACCUUGCCUGCAGGUAGUGCUCUGCUCUCGGGGAGAGGGCACAACCUCUAAUCCUCUGACCGAGGCUCUCUGCCUCUCACAAGAAGCCCCCAACACACUGGUUUUCCUCACAGCCUGCCCCAACUGCUCAUCGGAACCUGCAGCCCCCUUCCCUGCCCCAAAUGUCCCUCUGCGGAUCCCAUUACCCUACUUUCUGUCGAGCCCAACUGCCCUAUCCUUUAUACAGGCUGUCGGGGGCAAUGGUGGUGAGCAUGGGCUAUGGAGUCAGAUUGCCUGGGUUCAAAUCAUGGCUCUGCCAUCUUCUGACUGUGUGACCUUGGGCCAGUUUCUUUAUUUCUGUGCCUCAGUUUUCUCAUCUGUAAAAUUGACGGGAUGGUGGCAUCUGUCUCAUAGAGUGGCUGUGAGGGUAACGGGCACACUGCCACAGGCACGAUGAACGUCAGCUCUUGUUGCCAACCUCCCCCCACAACACACACAGCUUAGUAACUCUACCCUCACCCAACACAUAACACCUAGCUUGUCCCUCAUAAUGAGCUCUCAGCCUAAAUCAGUGCCCUCAGCAAACCUGUGGCGCAGGGCACGUGUUAGGGUAGACAAGAUCCUGGGGAAGACUCACUGACUCCACCGAAGCACUGGCUGCAGCUGGGAUUGGCCCAGACAUUUAAGAGCCGAGGACUAAGCAAUGCCUGCAUUGCCUGCUAUGUGCAUAUGUCGAGCAGGACGGCAGUGUCAGGCCACUGGCCAGUGGGGACCAGCCUCUGAGCUGGUCAUCCGAACACCCUAGGAAAGAGUCCACCCCGUCCUACAUGUUCUAUCACUGCUUGGCCUAGCUAAGCCAAGCACCUGGGCCCAAGCCCCACCGUGGAGAUGGUGGCUGGAGCAGUGUCCAAGGUCACAGAUGGAGGAAUGCGACCUCCAGCCCAAUCUCGACUCUGCUCUUUGCCAGUUCAGUCUUGCCCAAGUCACUUGGGUUCUCCAAGCCUAUGAUCUCCUCUUUAAAAUGGAAGGGAGAGCUGGGCAUGGCGGUUCAUGCCUGUAAUCCCAGUACUUUGGGAGGCUGAGACGGGAGGAUCACAUGAGGCCAGGAAUUCAAGACCAGCCUGAGUAACAUGAUGAGACCCCUAUCUCUACAAAAAAAACAAAAAACAAAAAACACUUUCUUUUUUUUGUUUGUUUGUUUUUGUUUUUGUUUUUAAUUAGCAGGGCAUGAUGGUGUGUUUCUGUAGUCCCAGCUACUCGGGAGGCUGAGGCGGGAGGAUCAGUUGAGCCCAGGAGUUCAAGACCAGCCUGGACAACACAGCAGACCCCAUCUUUAUAAAAUAAAUUCAGUAAAAUGGAAGGGAGAGAGUCCAUCUCUAUUCCAGGUGCUUGGUCCUGGGGGAAGGUAGGGGAAGGGGCAGAGAAGGAAGCAGGAGAGGCAGCACCAACACCUCUUCCCACCUGUGGGAGAUUCUGCUCUCUCAUUGGCUGGAGCUGGGCUUGCCAGAAAGUCAGAUGUGGCCAGUCAUCUCUC
This is a messenger RNA of Pan troglodytes (chimpanzee), 2295 nucleotides long. RefSeq lists its product as uncharacterized. The transcript has 2 exons. The record is from RefSeq and is a predicted model, not a curated record. The coding region runs from base 247 to 1218 and encodes 323 amino acids. Lineage: Eukaryota; Metazoa; Chordata; Mammalia; Primates; Hominidae.